Molecule: messenger RNA, 2262 nt
Organism: Xenopus tropicalis (tropical clawed frog)
Lineage: Eukaryota; Metazoa; Chordata; Amphibia; Anura; Pipidae
Gene: wnt3a
Product: Wnt family member 3A
Exons: 4
Coding region: 344-1402 (352 amino acids)
Biological process (GO): positive regulation of cell differentiation; positive regulation of gene expression; system development
Cellular component (GO): extracellular region; endoplasmic reticulum; bounding membrane of organelle
Molecular function (GO): signaling receptor binding
Source: RefSeq, a predicted model, not a curated record
GUGUGUGUGUGUGUGUGUGUGUAAGUGUGUGUGUGUGUAGCCUGGGAGCAGUCAACACCCUCUGCUUUCUUUAUAAGGAGCCAAACUCUACCUGCUAGGGCUCAGCACCCACAUCUACAUACAUUUAUAUAUAUAUACCCUGUAUUUAUCAACAGAAACGCCGAUAAUAGCGUUUAAAAGCGUUUUUUUUUUUUUAUUUUUACGCGUCUACGAUUUUGGUACAAUUACGCGGAAUCGCUGGGGAACUGAAUCUGAAGAUUUCAACGAUUUUUGUUGUGUGUUUUUUUUAUUUAUUUUUUUUAUUAAUAUUUUUUGAACGACCCCCCCCCCCCCUGGGCUGGAGAUGGGCUGCUUUGGAUAUUUCCUUAUCAUUUGCGGGCUGCACCAAGUCGCGGCGACUUAUCCGAUCUGGUGGUCAUUAGCUGUCGGGCAACAAUACUCCACUCUGGGGACCCAGCCCAUUCCCUGCGGGACCAUCCCGGGCCUGGUGGCCAAGCAGAUGCGCUUCUGCAGGAAUUACAUGGAGAUCAUGCCCAGCGUGGCGGAAGGGGUUAAAAUCGGCAUUCAGGAGUGCCAGCACCAGUUCCGAGGGAGGAGGUGGAACUGCACGACCGUUAACGACAACCUGGCUAUAUUUGGACCGGUGUUGGAUAAAGCCACGAGAGAGUCGGCCUUUGUUCACGCCAUCGCCUCAGCUGGAGUUGCGUUUGCCGUUACCAGAUCCUGCGCCGAGGGAUCUGCCACCAUCUGCGGCUGUGAUUCCCAUCACAAAGGACCUCCCGGGGAAGGCUGGAAGUGGGGGGGCUGCAGCGAAGAUAUGGAUUUCGGAAGCAUGGUGUCUCGAGAAUUUGCAGAUGCACGGGAGAACCGGCCCGACGCCCGCUCAGCCAUGAACAGGCACAACAAUGAAGCCGGCAGAACAUCGAUCUUAGAUCACAGACAUCUUAAAUGCAAAUGUCACGGAUUAUCCGGAAGCUGUGAAGUGAAAACCUGCUGGUGGUCCCAGCCAGACUUCAGGGUGAUCGGCGACUAUCUCAAGGAUAAAUACGACAGCGCCUCCGAAAUGGUGGUGGAGAAACAUCGAGAAUCCCGGGGAUGGGUGGAAACCCUGAGGCCCAAAUAUACGUUCUUUAAGCCGCCUACAGAGAGAGAUUUGAUUUACUAUGAGAGCUCCCCCAAUUUCUGUGAGCCCAAUCCCGAAACCGGAUCCUUCGGAACCCGCGAUCGGGUGUGCAACGUAACCUCCCAUGGAAUAGACGGCUGCGAUCUUUUAUGUUGCGGCCGAGGACACAACACAAGGACUGAGAAACGGAAAGAAAAAUGUCACUGCAUCUUCCAUUGGUGUUGCUACGUCAGCUGUCAAGAAUGUAUAAGGGUAUACGAUGUUCAUACAUGUAAAUAAGCAUCUAUUCCUAAACCGGGCUCUAGACAUGAAUCACGGGCCGGUUUGUCAAGCACCAGUAAGACUUUGACUGGUCGAAUGGCGUAGGUGUUAAAGCUUCUUGGAAAGACUCAAUGCACCUGGAGAUUUAGACCUACUCAAAUAUGAUCUUCACACACACAAUACACAGUAUAUCCAUGUUAUUUUGCAAUGGCAUGAAGUGAAACGCAAGAUAACCCCAAACUUCAGUGGUUCAGAAGAUGCAACAACAACAGAUAAUCUACAAAUAUCACAUUCCAAAUACGUAACUGAUGUUCUUGAGAUGUUCUCAGUCGAUGAGGAGUUUGUGCAAACUCAGUUGGAUAUUUAACUUUUCAUUAAGCAAAAAAAAAAAGGGAAAAAAAAACACUACUGGGCAAAAAACUCAACGAUAAAGACGACAGACGGGGGAAAAAUUCAUUUUGCUGUUUCCUUUCCCCCCCAGAUUUCACAAUGAUAUGAAAUUCACCAUUUGAAAAGGACUUUUUUUUUGUUUGUUUUGUUUUUUAAAUAUUGACACAAAAACAAAAAUCGACAUUUUGUGAAACGGCUUCCGUCGUCGUCAUAAAACCGUUCUGGGUGAUCGGCGGCCGAGCAGACUGUGUUUGGACAAUGACCCCGUUGCUUAAAUGACUGAGAUAUAAGAGUCGUGUAAUUUCAAAGGAUUCGAGUUGGAAACCGCACUUAAUGAAUUCAUCGCUCCCCGUUACGAUACAGGAUUCGACAUAGAAAUGGGUCGGAUCGCUGGGACAAGAAUAAGCCAAAUAUCCUUAGUAUAGAUGGUUUUGACAGUAUUUCCCACCAAGUUUCUCUAUUAUAUCCAUUAAAGGGAAAGAAAUCAA